GCUCAGUUUGCAGAUUAUUUGGGGUUUAUUUCUCCCCGAUUUGGCCACAAAACUUAUUAUCUCUACCAGCAAAUGACAGCAGCCGAGUGACAAACACAAACGGGUGAUCCCGCUCGGGGUACCGGGUAGCGGCUGAAGGCUCCCCCAACACACAGUGGGGUGUAAACGGCAGAGCGCUAAUGAUCUACCCCCGCCCUCUCAUGUCUUCAUGCCUCCUGUGGUUAAAGGUUUCCUGUGUAGCGUUUAUGUACUGUGUAAAAACCAGCUCCUGCCGCGACCACUGGAUUCAUUCCUCUCAUCUUUGGAAACACGGAUUGAUUCAAACGACCGCACGGAACAGCCCGAGGGUCGACGUCCAUGCACACAUUUUAGGACACGCUGUCUGUCCGACACACGUGUGUCUCAUUUAUUUAGGUGACUGUGCUGGGAGCUGCACUCCCUGACAGCACAGCGGUUUCCGUUAGGAGGAAAUGAUGGAGAAGGAAAGUUUCUGACGCCUCUCUCCGUUUUGGUUUGGUUUGGGACUGUCCGCAGGAGGAAAAAAAACUGGAGAUCAUUUCUCGUGUUUUGCGCGGUUUGUCUCGUCCUCAUCAUAAAAUCUGAAAAAUCUGUAUGGAUUUAGGAUUAAAAGGGUCUCCGACACUGAAAUGUCUCAGGAUUGGAAAUGCAGCUCCACGUCAGUCUGUUGCUUUUUAUUAUCACAACAGAUAAAACAUUGGCCUUGUCGCACCCCAACUGUGGUGGAAAUGUCACCCUGGACCAAGAGCCUGCUGGUCACAUCAAUUUCACUUUACCUGACACCAACACACUCAACCCCAUGAACCACAACCAGUCUGAUGAAACCCUGCUGGUUUCAGUUUGCACUUGGAUGUUGGGUAUUCCUCUGGCUCGGACGGUACUUUUAAAGUUGGAAAGUGGGUCAAGAAUAUCAGUGAGCAGUUUUUGCAAUGAGGGAGAUCAGAUCCUGGAGAGCGGGGGGACUGUGUUGCUCUUCGGCUGUCAUAAAAAUGAAGCGACCAUCUCGUGGACAGGAACAGGACACUCAUCAGAUGCCAUUCAGUUGUCCUAUUAUGUCCAGGAAGACGGGAGGAAUUCCUCGGAGGACCACACCAACCCACAUUCAGACCGAGACCUUGUACAGCGGUCUCAGGCAGGAACCAGCUUUACAAGUACAGCUCCUGUUGGUCAAGAGGUGAUGAGAGGGACUGAAGGGGGCAAAGGUCGCCUCUACGAACGUCUGGAGGAGUGGACUUCUGGGCUUCAGUCUGUGUCUAGUCCCUCCUCUCAAUACCGGGGUCUGCUGCACCCCACCUCACCCCUGCUGGGACUCACUGUGGCUGGGAGAGCCGAUAGGGAAACUCACCCUCUUCCUGAGGAAGAACCAAACAAUAGAGCGGAUACAUCUGGUGUUGCUCACCUCACUGAUGGUCCCAUGUCUGCCACAGAGGGAACACACCCCUAUUUUCAGCAUACACUCAGUGCAGAGACACCGUUUCAUACAUCAAACACAGAAACAAACUCUAGCAACGAGCUCCUUCAAACCCAGAUGGCGCUGAAACAUGCAACAGCCAGUAGCUCCAGCACCACAGAUGUACACAAAUAUACACUCACUCAAACAUCUAAACCACCUGUAACCACACAAGAUCACCCCACUGUGUCCAGCUCCAGCGUCCCACCUCUUACUACUUCUCCCCAUGAGCUAUCUUCUUGGACAACCUGGGAAAGUGGUACCACCCUAAGCCAACGUGGUGGAGCUGUUAGUGGGACACCUGAGGAGAAACUACUCCCAUCCUGGAGGAGCCAACGGAGUACAGACAAACUUAACUCUGAUCUGACCUCCGGUGUCACCUCCGACCCUUUAAAAUCACAGACAGAACCACAGCAUGGUGACUCAAGCAGUGCACGCACUGAUACUGAACCCAUUGCAUCGUCGCCCUCACAAGGCCCCAGCAGGACUUAUUCAUCCACCACCCACGACACAGGGCUCAGCACUGCUGUUGGUACUGUGGAGGCUGCUUCGUUUCAGCCUAACAGUAGUCUAACUGACUCAUUUGUAUCAGAUGCUACCAGUCAAACUGCUGCGUUUGAGUCCUCUGAUGAAUUUGAAAACAGUUUCACUUCUUCCACACAGGGUCAAACAAACUCUCUGCAAAGCACAGAGAGUGUCACACAAUCCCCAACUCCUCACACAUCCUCUCCAUUCACACAGACAGGCAAAGAGGAGACACAGACAGCAACACAAAGUACACAAAGAAAUGUUGUUACUACUACUAACACUAUCUCCUCCUCACCUAACAUUCAGUCAACACAAGUUGAUGACUGGACUUUCUCAGCGUCUCCUUCCACAACGCGAGCAGCACUGACAUUGGGAGAUGUAGUCCAGAACUCAGCUACCACAGGAUCGACUGCUGACACUGAAACUUAUACACAGAGUCUUAGUUACACACACUUACGUGACAACUCGCCCACAAAUUCACCGACUGCCGUCACUCAUUUGUCAUCCAGUACAUCCGCACACUCAUCUACACCUUCAUACACGCUCCAACCACACACUACAUUUUCUGGUAGUUCACAUCUCACCCACACAUCAUCGCCUUUGCCCUCCACUACCACUGAAUCUGCUGCACAGAUACCUCUCAUCGACCACAAAACCAUGCCCAUACCCUCGCAAACAUCAACAGUCAAAUCUACAUCUUCACGCACACCUCCUACGCAAAGCCACCUGCCUUUGCCAUCUUCAACUAGUGCCCCAGCUACGCAUAAACAGUCCCACGACUAUAUUACAACUACACAUACUACUACAAAAUCUGAUUCUGGACAUGAAAAAGAGGAUGAGUCUUGGUUCACCAGCAGCACAACUACACACACUCCCACAGCUGGACCUCCAUCCUGGACAACCCCACAUCCCAGCAAGGAGAACCAACCGACACUCACAAGCUCUGUUUUAACUUCUGUACCAACUUGGAGCUCCACAACUAGUCACACCCCCAAGUUCUACAUUGUUCCAGACCAGCCUGCAGCCAUCAGAGUGGAGUUGGUUGAGCUGCUGCUGCAGAUUAUUGUUGAAGAGUCCAGUUCAACUUCUGGCUUGGAGGAAGACACCGCUACCUGGGUGGAGCCAUACCUACAGAGAGCUCCUGGGUUCAGCAGGCUGUUGGAAGUCUGGAGCAGUGGCCAUGCAGUGCAGAGUCUGGUGGAGUUUAAAACCAGUGGGGCUCUGCAGUGGCUCAGCAUGACUGGAUCCACAUCACUGUUGGAACGAACAGGACUAGCUCAGGCUGUUCGUGAGGCGAGGAGCUUCAGAUCGUCCAAGAUCACCAACAUCACACUGGGAGGUCUGCAGGCCGAUGUGUGUGACUGGUUACUGCAGUGCCAAGCAGGCUACAAAUGUGUGUCCCAGCCUGGCACUUCAAACUAUAGCUGUUCUUCUUUCUGCCACUUUGAUUACUGCCACCACCAUGGCAUCUGUACACACCACCCGGGCCAACUUCCAGUGUGUCGCUGCCUCGUAGGAGAGGACUUCUGGUACAUGGGUCAGAGGUGUGAUGUAAGGAUGACUCGAGCACGGCUUGUGGGCGCAUGUCUUGCCAUCUUACUCGUCAUGGUGACCGUGAUAGGUGUUCUGGCCUUUGUGGCGGUGCGACGCUACCGAGCCAUUCUGAUCCAGGCCAAAGUAGAUCAGACUCGGAGCAGCUAUCGCAGGUUCAACCAUUUUGAUGAGCUGUCAGGACGGUUCUGGUUGCGUUCGUGGGCAGGAUCAGCAGACUCACUAGAUAAUCCUGCUUUUACACGCUCCGAUGAGUUACUGCACCUGCGAGCGCUCGACCGCCCAUGCUGUUACCACGACGACACGCUGUCGCUGGCAUCCACCUGCCCCAGCCAUGGAACUCGCAUCAAUACAAUCUACCCACACAGCUCUCAGUAUGGUUGGAGGGGAAGCGAGAUGAGCAUGGGAGAUGGCGUGUUGGACUCAGGUAAGGCCAGUGACCUCUCUGUCUGUAGCUGGCCUGUAGAACCCAUUCAGUGGACUCCCUUCCCACUUCUGCAGCAACUGGCUUCCCACAGGACACCCACAGUGAGGGUGUCGAGGCCACGGUCUUACUGCGAAGGCAUGGAGCUGGUUGACCUGGGGAAGAGCUGGACUGCUUGACAUGCAUGAAGAAUAAUCAAAUCUGUCCUGCCACUGGUAUUUGCAUUCAACGUCUCAAAUGUUCUUGUUUUUUUGGGAGGAUAAAAACUGUAAAACAAUAAGUGUAAAUGUGUAUAUAACUGUAUAUUUUUUGUUAAAUUGUUGCUACAUUGUCCAAUUUAAAUCUUCAAUCUGUUUUUAUAUGCUGUCUUUAACCCUAACCCUCUGCUGUAUACUGUAAAGACAGAAAGUGGCUGUCUAAAUGUCUAUGGUGCAGAGUCUUCAUGCUUCAAUAAACCUACAUCUUUCUCAGGGCAAG
Larimichthys crocea (large yellow croaker) is the source of this 4448-nucleotide messenger RNA. RefSeq names its product mucin-5AC. The transcript has 11 exons. Bases 665 to 4150 code for a protein of 1161 amino acids. The record is from RefSeq and is a predicted model, not a curated record. NCBI's taxonomy places the organism in Eukaryota, Metazoa, Chordata, Actinopteri, Sciaenidae.